UAUCGAUCUAAUACCGACCGAGAAGGAAGUUGCACAGACGGACGAUUCCGACGGAUACCAAAAUGACCAAGUUUCUUCAAUCCUAUGGAUAUGAUCUGAUUCUGGGAGCUAUAGCUGCAAUUUAUGUGCUCAUGGCACCAUACACUAAGGUGGAAGAGAGCUUUAACGUACAGUCAAUGCACGACAUUCUUUACCAUCGCCAUCGUUUGGAAUCUUAUGAUCAUUUGGAAUUCCCCGGUGUUGUCCCUCGAACUUUUAUUGGAGCCUUCAUAGUCUCUUUUUUUGCAUCACCCGUUGUCUCCAUUAUCACCUGCCUUGGCUUCCCUAAGAUUUAUAGUCUUGUUGCAGCUCGUUUGGUGCUGGGCUGCAUCAUAUUAUCCACACUAAGAUUUUUCCGGAUUCAGAUUAGAGAAAAGUUUGGACCUCAAGUGGAAUCUUUCUUUGUACUUCUCACCGGUCUUCAGUUUCAUUUUCUUUUCUACUGCACUCGUCCUCUACCUAAUAUUCUAGCUUUGGGAUUAGUUAAUCUGGCAUAUGGUAAUUGGUUAAAGGGAAACUUUUAUUCCGCUUUGAGAUUCCUGAUUUUUUCCACUGUAAUCUUUAGAUGCGAUGUGAUGUUACUGCUCGGGCCUAUCGGUCUUGAGUUUUUAUUGACCAGGUCGAUCUCCUUCUGGAAAGCACUUAAGUAUUGUGUUGUAACCGCUGUGCUGGCUGUAGGUCUUACCAUUUCCGUUGACUCUAUCAUGUGGAAGAAGUUUGUCUGGCCAGAAUUUGAAGUUUUCUGGUUUAACUCCAUUCUGAACCGGAGUUCUGAGUGGGGUACACAUUCCAUUCAUUGGUACUUCACCUCGGCACUCCCACGAUCAUUGCUAGUAGCUUAUCCUCUUUCCCUGCUUGGUACCUUACUUGACAGGAGGGUUCCAUUCCUUAUUCUCCCGGUUUUAUCCUUUGUUAUACUCUACUCUAAACUUCCACACAAGGAACUCCGCUUUAUUAUUAGUUCAGUGCCAAUGCUCAACUUAUCUGCUGCAGUUGCUGCUAGCAGAAUCUACAAUAACAGGAGGAAAACUAUUUGGAAAUUGGUGAACAUGGCAAUGCUAGCAUUAUUUUUAAUCAGUGCAGGGUGCACGAUUGUAACAUUCAUGGCAUCUUACAACAACUAUCCAAGCGGCUAUGCUCUUAAGCACUUGCAUCAGAUAAGCCAUCCUGCAAAUGUAGAGUGGGUUCACAUAGACACUUUUGGUGCUAUGAAUGGAAUAUCUCGCUUUUGUGAAGAAGCUUUUCCGUGGAGAUACUCAAAAGAAGAAGAGGUGGUGGUGGAGGAGUUGAGAAACAGGAAUUUCACGUACCUUGUGAACGAGCACCCCUCUGUGGAUGGAUACAAGUGUUUGUUUUCUGAACAAGGCUUUGAGAGAGUCGAACUGCGGCGAGGUUUCCCUCCCAUUGUUCUGGUAAAAAGAGCGAAAGUAUACGUGCACGGGGAUAUGAAGAAGGAAGAUCAUUUACACAAGAAAUGGCCAGGAUGUUAGAGACAUGGUUUCGGGUCGAUGCUGGAGCACAGUUUUUUUUUUAUCCCGACGAGAGAGGAGUUUGAUGUAACGAUAACCGAUAUUUUACGAUAGAGUGUGUGUGUAAUAAUAAUAAAGAGAUUGAUUGAUGGAUUGAAAACCGUAUGAAUGAAUGAGAAUGAUUCUCCGCGUCCGUCUUUGG
This is a messenger RNA of Eruca vesicaria subsp. sativa (arugula), 1710 nucleotides long. Lineage: Eukaryota; Viridiplantae; Streptophyta; Magnoliopsida; Brassicales; Brassicaceae. The record is from the annotation of a GenBank genome assembly.